Molecule: messenger RNA, 1480 nt
Organism: Lolium perenne
Lineage: Eukaryota; Viridiplantae; Streptophyta; Magnoliopsida; Poales; Poaceae
Source: RefSeq, a predicted model, not a curated record
AUGGGGCUCUCACAGCGAUUUGAGAUUCUGGACCGUCGGAUCUUCUCAGCUGGUGUAUCUGGUCCGUUGGAUGUUGGUCUCAGCGAGCGUGCUGGUUGGUUGCAUCGUGCACAAGUGGGUCUGACAUCGCUAGCUUUAGACAUGCAAUGGCUGGGUCGUACCCGCCUUACUCUGCUCGUGGACCACACCGUCGUCCGGACCCAGCUGUCUGUUCCUGCGGGUGGAAUUUGUUCUGGUCAAGUUUGCUGCCGGCUCCUUCCAAAUAUCUCAGCUACCGGGGGUAGUUUGGACAUUGCCUCGCGCGUCGUUUCGGCCGGGGAGUGCGCUCGCCCCGUUGUCGUCGCCGCAUUUGUCCACGGCGAACUCUGCCUGGGAGAAAGCUCCCGGCUGGUGAGUGCGCUUCCUCUUUUUAGUGCGCCGGUGCCGGUCCUCCCUGCCCACCCACUUCACUUCCCCCCGCGCCGUUCUCGCUUCGCCCACGCUGCCCUCUCCUCCUCGUCUCGUCCGCCGGGCCUCCGCGCCGUACAUCGACCGCCCACCGUCCUCGUGCCUACCGCUUGUUCCGCGUCGCCGACGGCCGCCGGCGUUGCUCCAUGGCGGCGUUCUACCGUGAGCUCGGUUGAGGUGAGCUCCGUCUCUUCCCCUCUUCUGCGACGCGGCGGAUUGAUCCGAGGUUUGUUCCCGAUUUCUUCUGUCCGACCGUUUCUUCCCUGGCGUCGUCUUCGUGCGUGGGGUUGCGGCGGCUGCUUCAGCUGGGCUGCUGCUCGAUUCUGCUGCUCCUGCUGUCGGUGAUUUGUUGCUGUGAGCUGUUGUUGGAACUGCAUCUGACUUGUUGCUGGAACUUGUUCUUCCUCAGGUACUGAUCUCUGCUUGUCUUGUAUUAGUACGUGCUUAUCUCUUUUAUGUACAGUGCAAUGUUCCUUUUUUAACUUAAUUCUACUGCAAUGUUCCUAAUAAAAGUGUUCCCUCUGUGUUUUUCCCUUUGCUUUCAUGUGUGUGUCUCCUUGCAUUCAUUUACUUUGUGGCACAAGAUGUUCGUCAUCUCGUAUUCCCCUCUGCAUUUGUUGGAGUUGGUUGCUUCCCACUGUCGGUUAUCGUACCAUGCCUACCUACGCGAGGUGGGCAGCGAUGGUUCCGUCCUUGGAGGCGUGGAGCUUGAGAUUGCUGUUGUCCGCGAGGGAGCCGCGCCCACCCGUUUUUUCUUUUGGUCUGUUGCGUCAUCUGGUUCACCCUGUCCAUUCGAGGAAUCGGCCUUGCAGGCCAUUCGCUUCUUGCAACGUCUGUAUGGGUUUGUCAUCCGUGAUUUCAACUAUGAGAGUAUGCAGGCCUAUAGGGACCUCGCACGUUCUGCUAUUAUUCUUGCAGUGUCAGUGCUUCGGGUGGGUGGUGUUGUGUCUCCUGUUAGUGCUACUGGUUGUGUACGUCCUCCUGCUGAGUUAAUGUGUUACGAGCUGAUGUGUAACCAGCUAAUAUCUUCGGU